AUGCCCAAAACCAUCCAAUCUUUACAAGAAAACAAGAAACCAUUCCAUCGAAGGAAUGGUUCAGGCGAGAUUCAUAUUUUUGAAUCUGCUCGUAACUUUGAAAGCAGUACUGACGCCACCCUCGCUCAUAAAAGCUAUAUGAGAGAGGGUGGUGGAAGACUGAGUCUUGAUAUCCCUAAUGGAAGAUUGAGUCUUGAUAUCCCUAACACUAGACGAAACUCGAUUCCUUUACAAGCCAUGUUGAUGGAGAACCGAAAGUCGGUUCCCUUACAAAGCAUGAUAAUGGAUCAAAAUCCUAUGAUGAUCAAGAAUAAUGACAAGAAGCAUAAACAACCAAGCUCACCAGGAGGAAAGUUGGCUCAUUUCUUGAACUCACUUUUCAACCAAACAUCUUCUAAGAAAUCAAAGUCCAAAUCAAAGUCAACCACACCAACAUAUUCUAUGAAAGAUGAAGAUGAGAGCCCAAGUGGAUGGAGAAGAAAAAGAAGGAGUAGCAUUAGCCUUUUCAGAAGUGGAAAUAGUAAUUCCACCACUAAUGCAAGUGACACAAAAUCUUUUAACUCAAGAACACUUCUACAACCACCCAUAAAGAGCACACCUUAUAAAGAUCUUAGAACACAUUCAGACCAAAAGCCUGCAUGUGAAAUUACCAGAAUACCCAUCAAUGAAAACCACAACAAGAAUGAAAACCUAAUGAUCAAAAGUGUGUUGCCUGAGCAAAAAAGAAGUUCUGGAAAUGGGUUAUUGGAGAAAGUUAGGGUUUGUGAUGUAAUUCACAAUGAUGAUCAUCAGAAACAUGAUCCAAAGGUGGAGAUUAAAGAACUCAAAAGUUUCAUUCUUGAUGAUGAUGAUGGUGGAGAUAGUGAUUCAAGUUCUGAUCUUUUUGAGUUAACAAACUGUGAUUUGGGUUACUAUUCUUCAAGUGGUUUGCCAGUUUUUGAAACAACACAUAUGGAUAGCAUCAAGAGGGGUGCACCAAUCUCUAGCUAG
Messenger RNA from Helianthus annuus (common sunflower), 990 nucleotides. Its product is annotated as protein BIG GRAIN 1-like E. The record is from RefSeq and is a predicted model, not a curated record. Gene Ontology annotation, biological process: auxin-activated signaling pathway. NCBI's taxonomy places the organism in Eukaryota, Viridiplantae, Streptophyta, Magnoliopsida, Asterales, Asteraceae. The coding region runs from base 1 to 990 and encodes 329 amino acids. The transcript has a single exon.